Messenger RNA from Protopolystoma xenopodis, 297 nucleotides. Lineage: Eukaryota; Metazoa; Platyhelminthes; Monogenea; Polystomatidea; Polystomatidae. The record is from the annotation of a GenBank genome assembly.
AUGCUGCUUCUGCUGGUGGUGGUGCUGGUACUGCUAGUGACACUUGGAGUGUUGGUGGUGCUGGUGGCUUUUGCGCUGUUAGCGCUGCUUCGUGCAGGUAGGGGAGACGAAGUGGCAGCCACUGUGUGGAAACUGAGUCUGGUCUGUGUCGAUUGGACAACAGGACUGUUGCGUAAGUACUGCAAUCGAGGACCCAAUUGGCUGGAAAGUGCUCCAGAAACUGGAGGGUACACAGGCGGUUACGAAUGUCCGGCAAGAGGAGUCGAAAAAGAGAUUGAGGUCUGUCAAAGAUAUUGA